Dermacentor silvarum is the source of this 2347-nucleotide messenger RNA. Its product is annotated as calcium-activated chloride channel regulator 1. Bases 1 to 2127 code for a protein of 708 amino acids. The record is from RefSeq and is a predicted model, not a curated record. Lineage: Eukaryota; Metazoa; Arthropoda; Arachnida; Ixodida; Ixodidae. The transcript is spliced from 9 exons.
AUGUCCUCGCCCUCCACCUCUAUGACAUCCAUAUCGAGCUGCGGUUUGGGUGCUGGGGUGUCACCUCACCGGGGCUCACCUCGACGCUCGCCGGGGCCCGCGGGGUUUCCAUUUGCUGAGCUGGGAAAGUUCAAUGACGUCGAGUUUCAAGAAGUUCAACAAUCUAACGACGUGGUUCCCAGCAUGGUGUAUGUUCUCGAUGUUUCAACGAGCAUGGGUGGUUCCAGACUGAACUUUGUGAAAGAAGUGGCGGCACGUCGCGUGAAUGAUCUGAACGACGGGUCCCUGAAUUUAGGCAUUGUGACGUUUUCCACUUCUGCUUCAACCAAGCAAGAAAUGAGUCUCGUAAACGACAUCACAAAAAAUCACAGUCUUGAUGCUAUCGACAAACUUUAUGCUAGUGGCUACACAUGCAUCGGAUGUGGACUUCUGGAAGCUCUGAAUGUUUUAAAGCAAGCUAACGUAUCGUCGAAAGGAGCUACAGUGAUGCUUAUGUCAGACGGGAACGAAAACCAGCAGCCACGCAUCGCGGACGUUCUGGGAAACAUGACAUCCACCGGAGUCGUCGUCAACACACUCGCUGUCGGUGCCGACGCAGACCAUGGGCUGGAGAAAUUGGCGCAUGACACCGGAGGAAUCGCUUUCUCGUUCAAAGAUCCGGACGGAACAUUCUUUCCAGAGGUGGACGCAAUAUUCGCGGUAUCCACAACGGCCCAGCUGGAUGAGGCAGAGAGGCCGGUUAUGAUAAUGAAUGCUCAGGUGUCAUUCGGCGGUGCUCUGAAGAUAACUUUCCACCUAGAUGAAGAACUAGGCAAUGGCACAGUGGUCUAUGUGGUUCGAGAAAGGAAAGGCACGGCAACUACGAACGCCUCGCUAAUAGACCCAGCGCACACUGUCUGCCACAAAUGCCAUAGUUAUUCAUCGAAAGGCACUGGUGAAACUAAGAUCAACAUCCCAUCGCCUGCCAUGCCAGGCAACUGGACGCUGGUCCUAUCUGGUCCCAGCGGCGAAGUUGUGCGCGCUAGCAUCCGCGUGGAGUCAAGGAUGAGAGACAGUAGCGUGGAACCAGUGCGCUUGAAGUGUACGGUAAGUCGUGUGGUGCGGAGCCCAAAGCAGGCCAGGAUUUACGCGCACGUCACCAAGGGCGUCGCCAUUGUGCUCGACGCAAACGUCGAGGCGGAAGUACUGACACCCACCAAGACCCACGCUGUGCCAGUGCAGCUAUACGAUGAUGGCUUAGGGGCAGACAACGCUGCAGACGAUGGCAUAUACAGCGGUACCUUCGUUAACUUCGACGGCCCUGGAAGGUACUCAGUUACUGCCCGUGCAACUAGUUCCGAACUAACGCGCUUGGAGUACAUCAGUCGGAACUCUUCCACUCUCCCAUUCUCAAGUGCUAAAGAAUAUCAACUUGGGUCAGCGGAAUACACGACGCCGAAUCCACGACGCAGUGCUCGGUCGCGUCGUUCUGCUCCAUUAUUACAAGUCGAAAGGUUUGCGGUCGGAGGCAGCUUUCAAGUAACUACUGAACUGAACGAAAUGAGCGUCCCACCAGGAAACAUACGCGAUCUUCGUGUGAUUGACAGUUCACGUUUGUGCAACGGAACGCUGAGUGUUCGUCUCUCAUGGACGUGGCCUGGUGGCCAUCUGGACACAGGCACAGUCGAAUCGGUCCAGCUGCGUACGAGUGCCAGCUACACAAGCUUGUUAAAUGCAUUUGAAGACCAAAACCUCCUAACCGAAGCAAACGUGCUUCACGGGGAUUUAUUACCAAGACCGCCGAGAACAUCACAUAGAGUUGAAGUGGCACUGCCAGCCCCAAUUGUGGAAAUACACGAAGGGAAAGACCAGACAAGGAAAGUGUAUCUCUCAGCAGUCGUAGUUAACGAGUUUGGUCUCAUGUCGGAUAUGUCAAGCGUCGUCGUCGUUUCGAGCGCUUGGAACGAGCAGGAACUUUCCUCUCAAAACGAAUCGCCAUUCCUUUUUAACAAGAUAUUACUUGGUCUUGCAAUAGCAGGCUUCGCAACAGCGCUAGUUUCGUUUAUCGCGCUUGCGAUCUGGUGCAAGAGAAAACAGGGCAGCAGGAAUCCUGAACCCAAAAAGCAUAACUGUGACCAAGAAUGUUGAGACGCGAUUCUUUUGCUUUUUUAUUGGAUUCAAUAGUGGUGUUGACAGCGUAGCUAAGCGUCCUAAGAUUCUGAGUUAAAUUUUGCCAUGACUCUGAUGUAAAUAAAGACCAUAUAUUUUCCUAAUUUGCCACAAGGAAACAGUUGCAUUUGUUUCAUGAACAGGUUUCCAAGCAGCUUGGCUAUGAAGUGAAUUUAUAUUCAUGCUUCUACUUGUACAA